GCACAAAGAUCGAAUAUUCCAAAUUGAGCUCUGGCGUUUUGUAUUUUGUUUUUUUGAAAUUUUCAAAUACUGCCGGCUAAGGAAGCACAAUGGAUGGCUGCCACAACGACAUCUUGGCGCCCCUCAUCCUGGCCAUUAUGGUGGCCAAUGGACACCCGCUCACCCUGGACGAGAUCGUCGAUGAACUGACGGCGGUGAUCAAUUCGCAAACCGAGCUCGCCAUUGCGCAUGAAAAUAUUGGAGACGGAAAACAUAGCCACAAGUCGUAUAAGCCGAGACGAAGGCACUAAGGAUCUUAACAUGCGUUAUGUGCCAAAUUUAAAAUGCAAUAACUUAUUCGAGAUUUGAGUGAAUUUAAUCUCUUGAACUAUAAUUUAUAAUAAACUGAUCGUGUCGGCGGCGACACUUAUUUCCGUCCGUG
Molecule: messenger RNA, 421 nt
Organism: Drosophila melanogaster (fruit fly)
Lineage: Eukaryota; Metazoa; Arthropoda; Insecta; Diptera; Drosophilidae
Exons: 1
Coding region: 90-290 (66 amino acids)
Source: RefSeq, marked reviewed